Molecule: messenger RNA, 849 nt
Organism: Acaulospora morrowiae
Lineage: Eukaryota; Fungi; Glomeromycota; Glomeromycetes; Diversisporales; Acaulosporaceae
Source: the annotation of a GenBank genome assembly
AUUCGUAAUGCUGUAUACUUGCCUCACACUGCAGGGCGUUUUUCUACAAAGCGAUUUAGGAAAGCUCAGUGUCCCGUUGUCGAGCGCUUGACAAACUCCCUCAUGAUGCAUGGUCGUAAUAACGGCAAAAAGUUAAUGGCCGUUAGAAUUGUGAAGCACGCCUUUGAAAUUAUUCAUCUCUUAACCGACCAAAAUCCUAUCCAAGUGUUGGUUGAUGCUAUCAUUAACACUGGUCCACGUGAGGAUUCAACUCGAAUUGGUAGUGCAGGGACUGUUCGAAGACAAGCCGUCGAUGUAUCUCCUCUGCGAAGGGUGAAUCAAGCUAUUGCUCUCUUGACAAUUGGAACGCGUGAAUCCGCAUUCAGAAACGUCAAGAGCAUUGCGGAAUGCUUGGCCGAUGAACUUAUUAAUGCUGCCAAGGGAAGCUCAAAUUCCUAUGCAAUUAAAAAGAAGGACGAACUAGGCAAGUAUAUUUCUCAUAUUCACCUUACAGAACGAAAAAAAACCCUGUCGCAAGAACAAGAAUUAAUUCAACUACGGAAAACUGUAGAAGAGAAGGAAGAUGAACUCAAAAAUCUUUAUGAUGUUUUAAAAGAAAAGAUCACACUUCAGCAAAACACGUUGCAGAGAUUCUCGCACUCUGUUCUUUUAGCAAAACUCAAAUCCAGUGUUCAGCAAUCGGAUGAAUUGUCAGAACAGAUUGCUACGUCGUUUUUAUCGGGAGAAUUAGAAUGCGAUCAAUUUUUAAAGCAUUUUAAAGAGCUAAGGAAGGUGUACCACUUAAGAAAUGCAAAGGCCGAAAAAGUCAAUAAUCAACCCGGAAUAUUGAGUUCGAGUUUGAAUCUUUGA